GUUUCCUUUGAAAAUUUUGGACAGCACAGCAACUGCUAAACAAAAAUGAAUUUAGUUUCCCGAUAUAACCCCACUGGUUAGUUAAUGUGAAUGGAGAGGAAACCCUCACGCUUACAGAGAGUUACACAAACCCACGGCACCUGAAAAUAUCAUCACAGGCACUGCAGCUUCCCUUCUACAAAAUUUCGGGCCUCAAAUAAUUCAGUCUCUCAAAGCAAUAGAAAUUACAGUUUACAGAGAAUAACUGCACAAAGAAAUUUACCUGCUUUGGUUGCAACCUGUGUCUUGUCGCUGGUUCAAAUACGACGAAUUUGAAGAAAACCCAAAAUCGUCGUUUUAGUUUGCCCUAAAAUUCGUACGGAAAAGGGGCUUAGGGUUUGAUCAAUGUUUCUUCUAGAAGUCUCUGUUGUGCGAGAGUUUACAGUAAGCAGGUGUUUACUGGUGGUGGCCGCCAUUGUUGCAGAGUCCAGAGGCUAAAAAGAGUGACUUGAGUGCGCCGUUUGAAGUAGAGACUAGUGACAACUGCAAGCAGUAAGACUUUCCUGGAUUUGUUGAGCAGAGAUAGGGAUCUGGGAAAACGUAUCAAAAGGCGGAAGGGGGAAGAAGAGUAUAGAGCACUGAAGUCCGUCUGGCAUAUUUUUAGUGGAAAGGAGAAAAGAAAUAACCGACCUAAUCUGAUUGCGUCUUGUGACGAGUUUUUUAUGGGAUAAGACGAAAGGAAAAAGACAGAAAUUUUCAGAAGAGAAGAGACUUUAGUCAUUAGUUUGUGUAAGAAUUUUUUAAAUUUUGAGAAGAGAAGAGACUUUAGUCAUUAGUUUGUCUAAAGAGAGAAAAAAUGACAACAGUGAAGAAAGCUGUACAGACGGUGUUGCUGCCAUUGCAACUUAGCCUUGGAAUUUUCCUGAUCAUGAAGACGACACCUCUUUGGGCGGUCAUUCAUUGUACCCUUGCCUACUUGCUCGACUGCCUCUAUUUCCCUUACACAGAUUACAAACAGCUCCAUGGAUUUAAAGGUCGAGUCUUCAAAAAAGUGGUCUCUCAUGCCACUACUGCAGGAGAUGUGUCCAAAGCAAAAAAGCAGAAGGUUCCUAACAAACCUAAAAAUCUUGGGGAGUUGAUCGCAAAUUCUGAGAUGGGUAGGUCAGUCUCAGUGGUCUACCUGGGUCAGAGUUUUGAACUACAGCGAAUGGAAGGAGACAAGAUGCAAGUGAAGAUUGGAUUUGAGCGAAAGGAUGGAGAGAAGAUUUCAAUGAAGGUCGGGCCUGCAUAUUACAUCACAGAUAAAAUGUGGGAAACUGUGCAGUACAUUGGAAAUUUGCCUCCAGAGACCGUGUUUGUGAAAAACCAUAAAGAGAUAUGGGAAGAAGUGAUCGCGGGCGAUAUUAUGGAGUUUGAAGAAGUGCUUGAUUCAGUAAUAUUGGAUAACCGUGCGGUUGUUCGUCUGGACCAUGAUUACUUUCUGCCUAUCAACUUAUUAUUGGCGGAAGAUAAGUUGCAGAGGACUUUAAAUUUUGUGGGUUUGUUCCUAAACACUCAAAAGCAAAUCCAUUGGCUCAUUCCUGCAUGUCUAAGCUUUACAGCGGUAGUAAUGGGGUUCAGCACAACACUGAGGCUGUCUAUCAUUGACUGCAUCAGUAAAAUCUUUUGUAGAGGAGUACAGUUUCUGUGUGACCUGCUCCCAUUGGCAAUGAGGAGGUCGGCAUAUUCUUGGGGAAGCUGGGUGGACCGCUUGAAGCCCAGUAAUGACUUCCGAUCAAAGAUUGUUAAGGGCGAUGUAGUCGUGCUCCUUGCUGGAGGUGCAAAAUUUGACUCUAAAUCUCAGAUUCAGCGUAUAAUAUUCGCUGACUGCUUGCCAUUGGUUGAUGAGAUUUGCUCUGUAGGUGGCCCAUUUUUGUUCAGAUCUGACCCAAACUGUGACUCAAACCAUGAUUCAAACUGUGACUCAUUUUAUAUUGAGUGGAUCUUUGACAAUACUAAAUGUUCGUUAAAAGCGGGCCGUGUCGCAUCGAACGAGACAAGGUCGUCGUUAACAGAGGUUGAAACUUUUAUUGAAUGUGGUGAUGGACAUUGUAGCACGAAGAAAGCUAUAAAAUUCCUCAAAUCUGGUUGUUGCAUGGCAAACAAAUCAUCAAUGGCAGAUGGUAGUCACACUGCAUCAGUGGAUAUCGAUUGUUGCAAGGCAAAGGAAUCGUUAAUGGCAGAUGAUAUUCAUACUGCAUCACUGGAUAUAGAUUGUAGCUCUGAGGAGGCCAUAAAACUAUUUAUAUUUGUUUCUUACAUGGCAGAGCUACAGUCAGGCUCAUUGAAAUCUUAUGACAGCAAUUCUAAGACUGUGUAUGUCCGCCGUUUCAUAGAGUCGAUCAACGCAUAUGUCAGAAGCGGCUAUCCACCACUCCAAAAAUUAGAGUUGAAGGGUGUAGUUGUCCGCUGAUAUUACUCUACUCCGUCAGGAGAUGCCCAAAUUUCUGUUGUAAUAUAGCUAAAUGAAUGUGUAUUAGAUUGUUAGAGAUAAGAAAUGUUAUGUAACAGGUGUCCCACCACUUUGGAGGAUGUAGUUGUUCUACUAAUAUAACUUUAGUAGAGGAUAUCUUAUUCAAAUUCUCCUGUUAGCAAUUAUAGUACUCUAAUUGCUAAUGAAAAUAGUGUUUUUCUGCAUUGAACAGUUUUAAAAUACAAAAGAAUAAACAGAUUUCAGUUAUAGUU
Molecule: messenger RNA, 2703 nt
Organism: Cryptomeria japonica (Japanese cedar)
Lineage: Eukaryota; Viridiplantae; Streptophyta; Pinopsida; Cupressales; Cupressaceae
Exons: 4
Coding region: 836-2431 (531 amino acids)
Source: RefSeq, a predicted model, not a curated record